Messenger RNA from Brassica napus (rape), 2104 nucleotides. RefSeq names its product protein adenylyltransferase SelO-like. The transcript has 8 exons. The record is from RefSeq and is a predicted model, not a curated record. The coding region runs from base 68 to 1933 and encodes 621 amino acids. Lineage: Eukaryota; Viridiplantae; Streptophyta; Magnoliopsida; Brassicales; Brassicaceae.
GGUCCGAAAUUAAAUUGUAACAAAACUUGGAUUUUAGAAAAAUGUGAAGAGGGGAGGAGGAGGAGCGAUGAUGAUGUUGCGUGUGUGUCCGUCGUCUCUCUUCAAUCUCCGACCACUUCAUCUCUCCACUUCCUCUACGGAAUUCCCUUUUUGCCCCUCUAUUCGCCGAGAAUUACGAUUAGUCCCUUCCCGAUCUUCUUCUUCUUCGUUCCGUCGGAUGGAAUCUUCUCCGGCUUCGGAAACGGAUUCCUUAGGGGAAGAUAUGCAGAAUCAAACUGAUGAAGGUGAUAAGAUCAAAAGGAAGCUCGAAGAGUUUAACUGGGACCACUCCUUUGUUAAUGAGCUGCCUGGUGAUCCGAGAAGCGAUGUUAUCUCGCGUAAGGUAUUUCAUGCUUGCUAUUCAAAAGUUUCCCCGUCAGUACAAGUAGAUGAUCCUCAGCUUGUAGCAUGGUCUGAUUCUGUUGCGGAGCUCUUGGAUCUACAUCCUAAAGAAUUUGAAAGGCUUGAUUUCCCUCUCCUACUCUCUGGUGCUAAACCUUUACCUGGAGCAAUGCCUUAUGCUCAAUGCUACGGAGGCCACCAGUUUGGCAGGUGGGCUGGACAACUAGGCGACGGUCGCGCCAUAACUCUCGGAGAAGUUCUGAACUCCAAAGGCGAAAGAUGGGAGCUUCAGCUCAAAGGCGCUGGUAGAACUCCUUACAGCCGUUUUUCCGAUGGCCUCGCAGUGCUUCGCAGUAGCAUCAGGGAGUUCCUCUGCAGUGAAGCUAUGCAUUGUCUUGGAAUCCCUACCACUCGCGCCCUUUGUCUUCUCACGACAGGUCAAGGUGUCAUUCGCGACAUGUUUUAUGAUGGCAAUGCGAAGGAAGAACCUGGUGCUAUCGUUUGCAGGGUUUCUCAGUCGUUUCUCCGGUUCGGUUCGUACCAAAUACAUGCUUCUAGAGGAGAAGAGGAUCUUGAGAUUGUUGGGAAGCUAGCAGACUAUGCCAUUAGACAUCAUUUCCCAUGUAUAGAGAUGAGCAUGAACAGAAGUGAUAGCUUAUCUUUCAAAACCGGUGAUGAUUCUGUUGUGGAUCUAACAUCAAACAAGUAUGCAGCAUGGGUUGUUGAAGUUGCGGAGCGUACAGCUACCUUAUUUGCAAGAUGGCAAGGUGUAGGAUUCACACAUGGUGUGCUCAACACUGACAACAUGAGCAUCUUGGGUCAAACCAUUGACUACGGCCCGUUUGGGUUCUUAGAUACUUUUGAUCCAAGUUACACCCCAAACACAACUGACCUCCCUGGAAGAAGAUACUGUUUUGCAAAUCAGCCUGACAUCGGCUUGUGGAACAUUGCUCAAUUUGCUGAGGCUCUGGCUGCUGCUCAGCUGAUAAAUGAAAAGGAGGCUAACUACGCCAUGGAGAGGUACGGUGAUAAGUUCAUGGAUGAGUAUGAAGCCAUAAUGACAAAGAAACUUGGUCUUUCAAAGUACAACAAAGAGAUGAUUAGUAAACUUCUGAACAAUAUGGCUGUUGAUAAAGUCGAUUACACAAACUUCUUCCGGCUUCUUUCAAAUGUAAAAGCAAACCCCAGCACAUCUGAUGAUGAGUUAUUAAACCCCUUGAAAGCUGCGCUUUUGGACAUUGGAAAGGAAAGAAAGGAAGAAUGGAUCAGAUGGGUGCGAGGGUAUAUACAUGAGGUGAGUGGUGGUGACACAUCAUCAGAUGAAGAAAGAAAAGCAAGAAUGGAUUCGGUGAACCCAAAGUACAUUCUGAGGAACUAUCUUUGCCAAAGCGCAAUAGAUGCAGCUGAGCAAGGAGAUUUCUCAGAGGUCAACAACUUGUUACGUCUCAUGAAACGGCCUUACGAGGAACAGCCAGGGAUGGAGAAGUAUGCUAGGUUGCCUCCAGCUUGGGCUUACAGGCCAGGCGUCUGCAUGCUUUCUUGCUCCUCCUAGCUAGUUCUCCUUCUUACUACUUUCGUUGGGCCAUUAUAGAAAGUAAGAGGAAAACGUAAAAAAAAACACUCUUACACAUGUAUGGUUGUAACGCAUUGAAUUGACAUGAAAACUUUGGUAUAGCUUCACUAUAUUGUUUCUAUACGUUGAAUAGAGAUUUGAGUACAUGUA